ACCAAAAAAUAUAAAUAAAAGGGAAAUAGGAAAAUAUAAAAAGAAAAUUGACCCAAAUUCUGAGCAAACAUAAAUCGUUUUCCACUAGCCAAAUUCGCAGUUCCAUCAUUCGUGACUCUUCCAUGUUUAUGAUAGUUUGAAAUAGCCUAAUAUGACGCGCUUCUGGCCAUUGAUUUUCUCAUGGUCCCGUUCGGCUUCCGGAAUUUUCUCGCACUUCUUGAGUGACCACAAUGGUGAAAAUUGGCCAUGGUCUUCUGCACUCCAUGCCGCCUCUACUUUUGAGGAGGAUCAAAAAACAAAUAGGCGCAAGCGUUUAAGUCCUCAUCGGGAUUCCUUUCGUGAUUAUACCAUCAUGCAGUAUGAAAAUCGACUGAGACUGCACGCCCAUCCCACCAAGAUUUUCCGCUACUUUGCCACCAUUAAAAUGAAGAAUAAGUCUGGUAAAUGGGAACUAUAUAUGACUCCCAACGACUUCCUAAGAUCCAUUCAACCCGGAUUAACGCAACCAGAAAACUUGGGCCUGGACAAAUUCCAUAUUCUGGAUGAGCAGGCGGCUAAAAAAUGGAUACCGGAAGUUAAAGAUGAUAGCAUCUUUCUAAAGAUCGAGGAUCGGGGUUUGCUGACCUACAGUGACUAUGUGCUCCUGACCAUCCUGCUCUCCAUUCCGGAGCGAAAUGUUCGGAUUGGCUUCAAGCUGUUCGAUUUGAAUGGUGAUGGCGACGUGACCAUCGAUGAACUGGACACAGUCUUCAUGGCAAUGACGCAGGGUGAAGUCUCCAUGAUGAAUUCCCACUUGAAGAGUCACUUCUUUGGACAUCGACUCAAUAAGACCCUGAGCAUUGAGGAAUUCCUGGAAUUUCUACACGCCCUGCACAUUGAGAUACAUACGGAGCAGUUUCAGAAUCUCUUGAAGGAGUCAAGUUCCGUGAUCUCUGAAUUGGACUUCGCCAAGGUGGUCCUGGGACUCAGGAAGUCACGAAGCGAACGUCGUGAAAUCCUCAAGCGGGUCAAGAACAAGUUUGGCAAGAUGGACCGUGGAAUUACUCUGGAGGAGUUCCUGGCCUUCUUUCGGUUUGUCCAGGAUGUGAGUAUAAUGGAUAACGCCCUCGCAUUUUACUAUUUCACCGGGGCGGAUAUCUCACCGAAAACUAUGCGGCACAUUGCGUAUGUAGUGUCCGGCGUAAAACUUUCGCAGCAUCUCACGGAUGUGAUUUUCUGCAUCUUCGAUCGGAAUAACGACAACAUUAUCCAGCGAAAGGAAUUCACAGAUAUGAGGCGACAGUGGAUGCAUCCCAUACCGUUGCGAAAAAAUCCGGAGCUCUUAUCCAAGAUGUGUAUCGUGUGCAAGUGCACCUGGAAAAUGCUGUCGACCUGGGAACUUGGAAAACCUCAUCCUAGAUACUUGCCCCUCUGGUGAUUUCCUUUGGGACUAAACGCUUUUAGUUCACUGACAAAGGUACACUGCGACAAAUGCCAUU
Molecule: messenger RNA, 1478 nt
Organism: Drosophila mauritiana
Lineage: Eukaryota; Metazoa; Arthropoda; Insecta; Diptera; Drosophilidae
Product: calcium uptake protein 1 homolog, mitochondrial
Exons: 2
Coding region: 152-1417 (421 amino acids)
Biological process (GO): mitochondrial calcium ion homeostasis; calcium import into the mitochondrion
Cellular component (GO): uniplex complex
Molecular function (GO): calcium ion binding
Source: RefSeq, a predicted model, not a curated record